AUGUUUGUCUUUUGGUCCAUCCAUAGGGAUCGCUUCCCAGAAGCCACUACGCCACUGUCACGGUUUGGACGAUACCUGCGGGCAUCCGUGCUGCUCAUCAUUCAGCUGGCUUUGAUGAUUGGCAUGCCGGCGAUAACCAGCUUUCUGGCAUGGUCUACCCGAAAUGAACUCUGGUCAGCCCUGACCGAUGCAGGGCUUGCGAGGCAGGCAAAGGAGGUCCUGGGAUACCUUAUCCUUCACACAGUAUUCCUCGUAUUGCUCAUCUGGGGUGCCGUACCCAUCUUGGCGAUGGGCAGGGUGUACCACAGACGGGGAAGAAUCGCCGCGUAUGCGACGUUCGGCUUGAUCAUGGGCGUGCUUAUAGGUGUGUCUGUGCGCACGAUGUAUCUGACAUGGAACUGGACGCUUCGCUUUGAGGAUAACGCGAAGCUUGCUGGACAGUGCAGUCUUAUCACCCGCACCCUGGGCAUUCUGCUGUACUUGUGUUGGUUCUCGGUUGUCCUCUCUGUUUUUUAUGUGUUGCGAUUCGGCACACCCUUGUUUGUUCAGAAGAUAUUGGAUGACGCUGCACAUGUGCUGUUUCCUACCAAGAUGCGUUCGAGAACGGUGGACGAGAAGGAGAGGGCAGGCAGCUGA
Messenger RNA from Fusarium mangiferae, 636 nucleotides. RefSeq lists its product as uncharacterized. The transcript has a single exon. The record is from RefSeq and is a predicted model, not a curated record. Bases 1 to 636 code for a protein of 211 amino acids. Lineage: Eukaryota; Fungi; Ascomycota; Sordariomycetes; Hypocreales; Nectriaceae.